CCGCUUAAAGCUGCAAGAUGGCAAGGAGAUGGGCUUUGUGUCUGGGCUCCCCUGUCUACAGUGGCCAACUCCACCCCACCUUUGCCUUCCUUGAAUUCAGAAGCAGCAACUUCCCUAAUGCAGGAACAAAUCAACACACUAAUGCUACAACACAUGAUAAUUUGUGGGUGUGCCAAUUGUUCUGGCCUUGUUCUGACGCUUGUAGAAAUGGAUGGAAAGAAGCACUAGCAAGAUCCUGUACUAGGAAGCCUCAAGAGGAAUGCCUAUGUCUCUCUGUGUGCACAGGGGACGGACAGAACUUGGUAACCGAAGACGUGACCGUAGUAGAGGGAGAGGUUGCCACCAUCAGCUGCAGAGUCAAAAACAGUGACGACUCCGUGAUUCAGCUCUUGAAUCCCAACAGGCAAACUAUUUAUUUCAGAGACUUCAGACCCUUGAAGGACAGCAGGUUUCAGUUAGUGAAUUUCUCCAGCAGUGAGCUCAGAGUGUCACUGACCAACGUCUCCAUUUCGGAUGAGGGAAGAUACUUCUGCCAGCUCUACACGGACCCUCCACAGGAGUACUACAUGACCAUUACGGUGCUCGUCCCGCCACGUAACCUGAGGAUUGAAUCCCAGAAGGACUCCGCGGUGGAAGGAGAGGAGAUUGAGCUGAACUGCACAUCGAUGGCCAGCCGGCCAGCCACAAUGAUCAAAUGGUUCAAAGGCAGCAAGGAGCUCUUUGGCAAAACAGAAGUGGAGCAGUGGUCAGACAUGUACACGGUGACCAGCCAGCUCUUACUAAAGGUCAAACGGGAGGAUGAUGGGGUCCCAGUUGUCUGUCAGGUAGACCAUCCUGCCGUUAAAGACUUGCAGACCAAGUACUACCUUGAUGUAAUGUAUAAGCCUGAAGUACAAGUUUUGCAGAAUUCUCCUCCGCAGCCGCUCACAAGGGAAGGAGACCUGCUUGAACUCCUGUGCCAAGUCAAAGGGAAACCAGAGCCUGUUGAUGUGACGUGGUUAAGAGUCGACGAUGAGAUGCCCCAGCACGUUUUGGUGUCAGGGUCAAACCUCCACAUUGACAGCCUAAACAAAAGCGAUAACGGCACAUACCGUUGUGAGGCUUCCAAUCAAGUGGGGACGGCCUUUUCUGAUUACACGCUUUAUGUAUACGAUCUUCCCACAACUCUCCCUCCCACCACCUCCCUUUCUACCAUCACCACCAUCUCCACCAUCUCCACCACCAUCGCCGCAGACACAACGGCGGCGACAGAACCGGCAGUUCACGGCUUUACUCAGUUGCCCAAUACUGCCGAAGAGCUGGACUAUGGGGAUCUCUCAGAUUCUCGAGCAGGAGAAGAGAGCGCCAUCACGGCGGUGGACCAUGCAGUGAUCGGAGGAGUCGUGGCUGUGGUGGUCUUUGCAAUGCUGUGUCUCCUGAUCAUCCUGGGGCGGUACUUUGCAAGACACAAAGGUACAUACUUCACCCAUGAAGCCAAAGGAGCUGACGAUGCAGCGGAUGCCGACACUGCGAUCAUCAAUGCCGAGGGGGGACAGAACAACUCUGAGGAGAAGAAGGAAUACUUCAUUUAGAGCCACCUUGUUCCAGGAGAUGUCCAACGGCGGGGCCGAGGGAGGUCCCGGCCCUUCCAAGAAGAUAAAGACAAUGAUGUUGGAAGUUGCUACCAGCUUACAGCUUUUUUAAUUUGUCUCUUUGUGUGUCUUUCUUUCUUUCUUUUUCUUUUUCUUUCUUUCUUUUUCUUUUCUAAAUUUAUGGCUGGCAAAAUGUGUGGGAGUUGAGGAGUCCCAACGUGAAAAGUGUUCUUUGUAAAGUACACUCUGCUGUGUGACACUUCUGUAUCAUUGGGUUGUUAAUUUUCUGGCCAAGUUCGGCUUGGAUUUAUUUAGUUCCAUCAUUUACAGAAAAUUCUGUGCCUUGUUUUAUUUUUUAUUUUAUUGGAGGGAGGGGAGGAGGGAGGGGGAGAGAACCUACAGUUUCAUACAGUUUUUACUUUUUUUUUUUUUCUUCCUAGCCUUUCUUGGAAUUGUCUGCUGGGAUCCCUUGGCAAGAGAUUUGGGCUGGUUGGUUGUUAUUUUUUGUUUUUUUUUUUUAACUCUCCUUCUGUUUGGUUUCAUUGGUUUUCUCUUCUUCUACUAUUUCUUCUUCUUUUCUUUUCUUUUUUUUUUUGUUUGAGAUUCUAGGUUCUAUUUUGUUGUUGUUGUUUGAAACUGUGUCAUCAAAGGAGAACCAGCACACCUUAGAUUUCAUUGUUUGAAACUGAGUGUAUCCAUCAUCCAUCCUAAUCCCUUGUUGUGAGAGCUUGGACCAAUAGGCUUUGUAGGAGGAGGGGCAGCCGCAGCCCCAGUUUCCAGUGAGCAAAGACGAGCGAGUGCCUGGGCUGCUUCUGCUUCUGAGCGAGCCCAGAAGAGCGCUCACCUGAGCCCCUGCGAGCAAAGUGUGUGCCUAGGGAGCCAAACCUCCUUUCCUUCCGUGCUUUUCCCCACUCCAGGGUGUCUGGUCAGCCUGCAGAUGCCUUGUCCAGGAUCUUCCCCAAAACGGUUGCGAUGGAUGGGGGCAGAUCCUUCGGGGACAGCAGGCACAGCCAACUCCUACGAGGGGGAGGAAAGGUUGAGUUUGGCUCCGAUUAUUUUGGUUCCCAAAGGUCCCGUCAAUGGCUCCCAAUUUGCCCUAGCAUCGCUGUAAUUUGCUGGAGACAGAAAACUCUGUGAAUCGGCCAACUUGUCCCCUUUUGCUUUUUCAUACAUUUUUUCCUCCCUGUUUUUGUUCUGCUUAUUCUUUCGGCCUUGUUUUAUCCCAUCUUCCCAGAGGUGUGAUCUCGGCCCGCAGACCCUGCAGGUGACCCAUAUUGGGCACCCUGAGCCACCGAGGCAGAGGUUGGGUAAAGCCUGCCAAGUCUUCAGACGUGAUUGUCGGAUAAAAGGCGGGGGGGGGGGGAGCGUGGAAGAGAAGCAGGCCUUGCUCCCUGGCUGGACGCGCCUGUGCCUCUGUCCCCGGGACAGAGGCACAGGUGGCUGGCGCAGAAGCUUUUCAUUUACUUAAUCCAAAAUUUUUAGGCUGAGUGGGUGUGUGCAAGACAGAGAGAGAGAGAGAGAGAGAGGUUAUUUUCUUUUUCCUUUUCCCUGACUACUGCUUCCAAAUGGAGACUUGGUUCCCUUCUCCAGGCUUAACCUCCACCUACCCGUAAUUUCUCAAUCUUUGCCUGGUGGCGGUAAUAGCAAUGAGAUCACUAACACUAAGUUUUCUUGAUGGUUGGAAAUCUGGAGCUCUGGGAGAGCAGCUUUCUUUUCUUCCCCAAGGCUGGAAAUGCAGGCCCCUCCCUCUCGGAAAGCCCAGGAGGAGGAGGAGGGAGGAGGCAUCUCAUAGCUCCAAAGGGGAGAGUCAUCGAGGGCAGUGUUUCUCAGCCUUAGCAACUUUAAGACAAAUGGACUUCAACUCCCAGAAUUCCCCAGCCAGCAGUGCUAGCUGAGGACUUCUGGGAGUUGGAGUCCACCUUGUCUUAAAGUUGCUAAGGUUAAGAAACAUUGGUCGAAGAAAACUGGGUCUCUCCGGGAAGAAUCCACAUGGGAAGCACAGUUGGCUCACAGGGAAGCACUUAAAGGACAUGGACUGAUAGAUUUGUAUGGCUAUCCUGUUAUAUACUUGCAAAGAUUUAUGGCGGGGCGGGGGGAGAGAGAAGCUAUCAUCUCUUUAUGUCAACUUUUUUUUAAAAGAAAGGCUUUUGAAAAUAUUUAUUUUUAAAUUAUUGGCAGAAACAUUUAGACGUUAACCUUUUGCUGAAGAAUUUGGCACGCGAAACCCGUCCUUUUUAAAAGAACCUUCCCAUCUUCCCUCGCCCAACCCUCCCCCCACCUUGCCAUCCUUAAGCCAUGAACCCAAACCCGGACUUUGGCUGCCCCCCGUCCAGUUUUGCGCCACGCCAUCUUGUUUCUCAGCCUUCGGAACGCUGGAAAUCCCAGCCGGGCACCUUGGCAGGCAGGCCAUGGACAGCUUCUGAACGCGCUUCAAGACGGAGGGGGGCUUUUUUUUUACCACCACCGAUCCCAGAACUGGCACAUCCUCUUCGCUGAGCGGCUCAUCUUUGUUUUGGAAAGUGUACAGUAGUGCCGUGUUCCCGAUGUAACUUUGACUUAAUACUGUUGAGAUGUCUCAGGUUCACGUGUUUUGAUUGGUGUUUCCGUCUCAGGUAGAUUGCAAACUUUUUGGAUCCCACACCUUGGAAGAGACCGCAAGGAACAACCCCACCAGGGAAGGGUGGGUGGUGAUCCUCCAUCGCCUGGAAAGGAGGCUCUCUUGAGGAGGAGGAGGGGGAGGGGAUUGUUCCUGCAAGUGUACUGUGCACUGUUUGAAAUGUAUUGUUAGCUAUUGAUUUGUGCAGGCUUAGAUUCAAAGAGUUAGGAGUUGAGAAAGAACAAACUUGUUUCUUGGGCGUUGGUCAUUUGGAUGUGGUUUUAUUUUUUUCCCCUUUUCCUUUUUCUUAAGUCAAAACAAAAGAGAAAGUUGAGGAGGAAAAUGAAGGGUGCGUAGUUAAUGCCAAAUAAGCUUGUUCUUGACUCACCCUUUGACUUGUUUUCAUUUUGCCCCCUUAGGCCGAUUCUGUUUAAGGUGUACAUGGAUGAUGUUACAGUGUAAGAUAACGCAUAACCAUCUCUUCCCAUUCACAUUUUGUAUUGGUUCAUGUAUGCCAUUUUUACAAAGAGAAAGAAGUACUAUAAAGUAUCUGUCUUCUUAAUAAAAACAAAUUAAUGUUACAAAACUA
This is a messenger RNA of Crotalus tigris (Tiger rattlesnake), 4756 nucleotides long. It is a transcript of the gene CADM1, whose product is annotated as cell adhesion molecule 1. Gene Ontology annotation, cellular component: plasma membrane; synapse; neuron projection. Gene Ontology annotation, molecular function: signaling receptor binding. The record is from RefSeq and is a predicted model, not a curated record. Gene Ontology annotation, biological process: cell recognition; detection of stimulus; susceptibility to natural killer cell mediated cytotoxicity. Bases 18 to 1571 code for a protein of 517 amino acids. Lineage: Eukaryota; Metazoa; Chordata; Lepidosauria; Squamata; Viperidae. The transcript has 13 exons.